CUAAAUCAUAUCAGAGCUCGAUGUUCUUUCAUCAAUCUCCAUAUCAUUAUUCACCCCACAAUCACUUGGUGUCACAGCUAUAGCAUACUCACAGUAGAAACGACACUACUCACUGUCAUGUCGAAAAGACUCAGAGUCGCAGUCCUGGGUCCCAAAGGGCAAUGUGGAGCUUGCGUUGUGGAUGAACUGUUAUCCAGAGGCCACAGCGUGGUUGGAAUUUCCCGUUCGCCACCUAAGACAUGGCAGAAGCCUGGAGACUAUGGUGGAAUUCCAUGCAACUUCAGCGACAUCAAAGGCUUGAGCAAGAUUUUGUCUGACGGUAACUUUGAUGCAGUUGUCUCUGCAUUCGCUCCUCCCUUGACUGACCUGAAGGCCGUGUACGAGGUGGGCGUGGAAGGUCAUGGUAAUAUCAAGAUGGCCAUCCUUAGAUCGGAUUACCGCGGUCCUCUUGUUAUCAUUGGUGGCGCUGGGUCACUUUAUUACAAGAAUGGUAUCCAACUGUGUGAUGAUGAAAGCUUUGCAUUCAAGCACUGGUAUGCAUGGCCUGAUGUUCAUCUGGACUAUAUGUCUACGCGCAUGUAUGACCAUGGACAGCGAGGAUUCGCUACAUUCAUCCGUACGUUCAAAUGGGCGAGGGGAAAUCGCGAGAAUCCCGGCUGGUUCUCUUGGCUAUUUAGACCCUUUGCUAGCUUGUUCUUGCAGUUUUCCAGGAAGACUCUUACAGACUCGAGUGCGCUCGGGCUUAUCCUAUGCUCUCGUGCGGCGCUCACCAUGUGGGAAGGUGUACGAGAGACGAGUUGGAGCUUUCUAUCCCCUCCUUGGCAGCUGCGUGAUAAAGGAAUCAGAACUGGAAAGUAUGAGGUACACGUGGAUGAUACCAUGGGCUCUGCUGAGUAUGGAAUUGACAACGGAAUCUACAACGAAGAUAUGGCGGUAGCCAUUGUGGAUGAGGUUGAGAAUAACAAGUUGAACCACAAACAUUGGACAUGUACCGGACCCAUCGGAUUAAAGGAAUGGUAAGCGUUUUAUUGCUGCCAGUCCUGACAAAUGUAUCUCUUUGUU
Molecule: messenger RNA, 1062 nt
Organism: Aspergillus eucalypticola CBS 122712
Lineage: Eukaryota; Fungi; Ascomycota; Eurotiomycetes; Eurotiales; Aspergillaceae
Product: NAD(P)-dependent oxidoreductase
Exons: 5
Coding region: 118-1020 (300 amino acids)
Source: RefSeq, a predicted model, not a curated record